CACUCCAAUCAUUAUUCCUUAAUGGGACAACGAACACAUGCCUUGGUCCCGACAAGAUUCUUAGUUAUUAUGGCUCACCUCGUGCUGUGUGGGACCCUGUUGCUUGACAAAAAAUCGGACAUAAUUGAUCGCUCCUUACCCAAACGCUUCUCGGCGGAUGAUGCAAGAAGAGUCUAUCACCAGUGCUUAACAGCUUUUAUCCUGUCUGUCAUCUUUCUGCUGCUCGAAUUAUUCGGCUUCCUCAGCGGGGCCACUAUGUUCAUGGGAACCUAUAAUCUGGUUUCAGUUCUAUUUCACUUUUCGGGCGUUGUCGCAACAUCCUAUUUUAUCGUUGAACGCUGGAAUAUAUUUUCCUACUGGUACAUUUUUGUUGGGUCAAUUUGCAUUCCGUUCGUGCUAGAAAUUGUAAAUAUUACAGUGCGGAUAUGGUUCCGGCAUAGCCUUUGAAUAAAGAGCCUAUGCACAACAAGUAGUGUAACUUCCUUUCAUUCUGCUUAUAUUUUAAAUAACACUGUCCACGUCCAUACGAAAUUGUGUAACCCUUCACUGGCACUGAAUGAUUUUUGGUUAAGAAAAUUGCACUCUUGAUACACUC
This is a messenger RNA of Dicrocoelium dendriticum, 595 nucleotides long. NCBI's taxonomy places the organism in Eukaryota, Metazoa, Platyhelminthes, Trematoda, Plagiorchiida, Dicrocoeliidae. The record is from the annotation of a GenBank genome assembly.